UUUUUCAUGAGUCAGGAGGACAGUUGGAUUGGGUGCCCCUUAGGAUCUGUGGGGCACCCGCAUUCAGGAGGGAUUGGGCUGGGGUUGGGGUUGGGGUUGGUCCUACCCAGCCACACCCUGUGUUUGUACCACUCAUAUACUGAGCAGGUCCCCAUGUAAGCCUCCCCCCAAACCCCCACCCCUGCCAGUGGAGGAAUGGGGCCUGGCUUGCCCCACCCUGCCUUCAUCUGGCCCCGAAGGCCACAGAUUCUUAACUGAAGGAUAACUGCCAUUAACCAAGGAGAGGCUGGCGAGGGCCCAGGAGGGUCGCAGAAACCUUGGAGGUUUGGCUUCAGGGUUGGAGCUAAGGGACCCCUGCAUUAAGGGAUGGUUCAAGCAUUGAUUUCUAUGGGUUCAGGGUCCAUUUCAGCUCAGCUGAUGCUUUUUUCUUUGGAGUUUAAAAAGCUGUUUCAAACCCCUCCUUACCUCCCGGUCUGGGACAGUCACAUUAUCCUUCUGAGUCCUCUGCUGUCCAGUGUUUUGCAUGCCCCUCACAACCACCCUUUGCGAGAAAAGGCAGGGACACAAGCCCAUUUCACAGAUGGGGACCCUGAGAGCCUCAGGGUAUACAGCAAUUCUUAUGGGAGCCAUGAAGCUGAAUGAGAGGAGCGUGGCCCACUACGCGUUGAGCGACUCCCCGGCGGACCAUACGGGCUUUCUGCGCACCUGGGGCGGGCCAGGGACUGCACCGACCCCCAGUGGCACCGGCCGGAGGUGCUGGUUUGUCCUCAAAGGCAACCUGCUGUUCUCCUUUGAGAGUCGUGAGAGCCGGGCCCCGCUGAGCCUGGUGGUGCUAGAGGGAUGCACGGUGGAGCUGGCUGAGGCUCCCGUGUCCGAGGAGUUCGCCUUCGCCGUCUGCUUCGACGCCCCUGGUGUGCGCCCACACCUGCUGGCGGCCGAUGGGCCCGCGGCGCAGGAGGCCUGGGUGAAGGCCCUGUCCAGGGCCAGCUUUAGCUACAUGCGCCUGGUGGUGCGCGAGCUGGAGAGCCAGCUGCGUGAGGCCCGCCACAGCCUGGCCUUGCAUCGCCACUCAUCCUGGAAGGCCACUGGCAGCCACUGUAAGCCCCAGGCCCCUGACCGCCGGUCUCCAGGCCUGGAAAACGGUUACUCCCCCUCCAAGGAUUGCAGCUCCGUGGACUUGGUUGAAGAAAGGAGCAGCAAGCCAGCGGGGCAGGGCUUGGCCGAGUGGCAGGGCCCGGCCAGCCUCUACCUGGACGGGAGGCAGAGCCCCGCAUUCCCUGAGACCUCCUACUUUUCUACCCUGCACAACUGGUACGGCCAGGAGAUCAUGGAGCUGAGGCAGAGGUGGCUGCGGAGGGUCUGGGGGAGCCGGCCAGCUCGGAAGAAACAGGAUGGGCCCUGAGCCUCAGCCCUUGGGGGUUCUGCCUUUAUCCUGCUGGUCAGGAUUCAGUGUUUAUUUGGUUUCAAGUUGCUUUUUUUUUGAGAGGGUUCUUUCCUUCCUGCUUUUCAGUCCUUCUCCAGGUUCCAGAUCUACCCUCGUGCCUGGACGGGACUGAGGAAUCCUUCCUUCCAACACCUUUACUUCCUGAGGCCCAGAGAGGAAGGGGGCUUACUUGGUAGCCAUGGAGCCUGACCAAGUCUCCUGCCGCUCUGCUGGACUGCCGCUCUGGCAGGGGACACUAGUCAAAUGGUGGAAAUGGGGAAUAUUAUGUGGCUAUAGAAUGCUACCUACACACCAGACUCUACAACCACAACCUCCUACACAGGGAGCCUUGUGUACAUUUAAAUACCAGAAGUUGGCUCAAGUGUUGGCUUGGGGAGCUGACAUGAUCAGGGAAAGUAGGUUUAUUGCCAUAGGGGUUUCUGGGGCCGGUGCUUCCUGAGAGGUGGGGCACAGGACGGCUCCCCCUCUGCAGUUUGGGUGCGGCCCUUUGGAGGGAGAGGGCCUUCAGCCAGAAAAAGGGGAUUGAUUCUGCUCAGAAAGUGUUGGGGCCAUCAGCUUCUCUCCCUGGCUGACCUGUCUAGAGAUGGUGCUGGUCAUGGCCCCAGCUAGGACUGGUGGCAGAAAUCCUUCCUGUGUUCUGCCCUGAGCAGCUGGCUCUGGGAGCUGCCAGGUGGGAAGCUAAAGGAGUGGGGAGGCACAUGGGGCUCCCUGGGGAAGCCAGGCUGUUAUUUUGGUUCUCAGUCCGGGUCAUUCUAGAAGCUUGGACGCAGGAUUCCCAGCAAGCACCCUGUGAUAAACUCUUUCCUCCUGUGCUAAGAGCCACUCCCGAUCUGAACCUGGCCUGGGAACUCAUUGACACUCCCGCUGGUCAGUCAGUGCGCAUCUGCCAAGACCCUGUCUUUGCUACUCUCAGCAGCUCGGUGCCAAGUGUUUUCUCAAUUGUUGAGGGAGGCAAAGUGACUGAGUGGAGAGAGCCAGCAGCCAGACCCGCCUGAGCCCCAGGGUGUGGUCGCAGCGGCUGGAUGGGAGAUCCCGAGGCGGUCAAGACAUCCCCCUCUGCCUGCGCGCAAUCGGCCCCUUCUUAGCCUCUUGAGCCUUUACUAGGGCCUUGGGUACACUGCCCGGGGCCCCAGUAUGUCUAGAGGCUUCCGCUCAGCCCAAGACCAGGACGCCGGGAGGCCACCAGGGUCCGGAACCCGUUCCUGCGGGCUUGUUCCCAGAAGAGGGGCUGGAGGAGCCCCCGGCCCACUGCGCCUUGUUUUAUACACAGACACUACAGGCUUUUGUUAUCGUUCUUACGGUCACAGUGUUUUUUAUCGAGUAAAACACUUAGUUUUUAUUACUCACUUCGGUUCCUCGAGUUUAUUUCAACAGUCACUUGCCCAGGUCGUGCGAAAGCUCGCACU
Molecule: messenger RNA, 2850 nt
Organism: Lutra lutra (Eurasian river otter)
Lineage: Eukaryota; Metazoa; Chordata; Mammalia; Carnivora; Mustelidae
Gene: PHETA2
Product: PH domain containing endocytic trafficking adaptor 2
Exons: 2
Coding region: 524-1402 (292 amino acids)
Biological process (GO): receptor recycling; endosome organization; retrograde transport, endosome to Golgi
Cellular component (GO): trans-Golgi network; recycling endosome; early endosome
Source: RefSeq, a predicted model, not a curated record